UAACUUAUUCUAUAUGAGUGAAUAGUUGAAGUAUAAGGUAUCCAGUUUCGUGAGAAGAAAGUCAUCAUUCAUCUUUACAGUUGGUAAAGAAACUUUGCUUCUGGCACACAUCGGUAAGCAAUUUCGACAAUGUAAGGUCAAAAAUCCAGCAUCUACACUCACAAGACAUAACAUUCGGAUAUUGAUUGGAAUAUCCCGAAAUGCAUCGUCGAAGGGGGUCAGCGCCGGCAGUAUGCCUCGCACAACAACUUCAACAAUUUAAUGAAAUGAAAUCAGCCUUAAAAGAACCAAGGCUGGAAUCUUCACCAGAAUCUACAAAAGAAUUCAAAACUUCUUCUCGAAAAGAAUUCGAGCGAAGCUUGAUUCCCCGACUAUCCUUAACAACAGACUCUAUUCCAGAAGUAAAGUCUCUAUCACCUCUCUCCCCAAAUGCAGCGAGUCGAAAACCCAUACGCGCCUCGCGCCACAAACGGCGAGAAAGCGAACCUAUGGUAACGGUAGGGAAAGACUUUCUAACCUCGUCUAGGUUGUUGAAUAAUUCCACAAGUACGCUCCCAAACAGGAGGUUUCCACUGAGAGACUAUAGCCUGGUUUUACUCGGCCAAGCAGGAGUUGGGAAAUCUGCACUGCUGGUCCGUUUCUGCACGGGCCGGUUUAUUCAUGAGUACGACCCGACACUUGAAAUGACGUAUGACGUAUCUGCGACUAUAGACGAGGAUCCGGCCACACUACACAUCACCGACACCGCUAGCACGUAUGAGCCUGUCUACUUAAGCCAAAACGAAGGCUUCAUCGUGGUCUACUCCAUCAACGAGCUCAGAACAUUUGAGACCGCCAAACAGCUCGUUAAACUCAUACGCGAGAUCAAGAAACAAAAGGCUCUCACCACCCUCAUAGUCCUCGCGGGAAACAAGUGUGACCUCAAACACUGUCGCGCAGUCUCAAGGCAGGAAGCCCGCGAGUUUGCGGCAGAGCACGAAUGCGUGUUCCACGAAACUUCAGCGGCGAAUAAUAUAAAUACUAAAGUGAUCUUCCAUGACUGCGUACGACAGAUACGAUCAACGCACUUAAUGAACAAGAGAGCAAACGGCGCUAUGAACUCGAUCAAGCACUUCUUCUCUAAGAUGAAUUGAACAGGGACGGUAGCGAAUGAGAUUUACUAUUUGGGAGCCUGGACGUCGCAAAGGUGCGGAGUCUCGUCGCAAUGAUACCGGUAUUUUCGGGGUUUCGUCGCAAUGAUGCGAGCAUUCUCGGGGUCUUGUCGCAAUGAUACGUACAUCCUCCGGGUAUCUUCGGAGGGUCGUCGUAAUGAUUGUUAUCUUCGUCGUCCGAUGCAGUCGUUUUCUAAAAUAUGCCUUGUAACAUUUGUUUUAUAUCCAUUUGGUUCAACCAUGGUUAAUGGGGCGGAAGGUUGUUUUGUUUACUCCCUCCCUCUGACUCGUUGACGCACCAAACUUCUUUGAUACGUGAAAUGACUUCGAGGAUAGCCGUUAUCACGAAAUAAAGCAGACUAUUUCAAAAUAGAAUGUUACUAUCAGCAAGAGACUAUUUUUACCCAGAAAAUAAAAGAUAACACAGAAA
Nematostella vectensis (starlet sea anemone) is the source of this 1581-nucleotide messenger RNA. RefSeq names its product ras-related and estrogen-regulated growth inhibitor. Gene Ontology annotation, molecular function: GTPase activity; GTP binding. Lineage: Eukaryota; Metazoa; Cnidaria; Anthozoa; Actiniaria; Edwardsiidae. The transcript has 4 exons. The coding region runs from base 201 to 1133 and encodes 310 amino acids. The record is from RefSeq and is a predicted model, not a curated record.